AUGAAUACCUUCUCAGCUUCUAUGACGACGAUAUCUGGCCCACCUGCCCGAGACCCCGAUCGUCCCUUUGUUUCGCUACGGAUCGUCACAUGGACAUCCUCAGGUCUUGGCUUUACGGUCAACCAUAUCAUCUCCGAUGACGACGACGACGACUUUGGAAACGAAAAGCUGGAUGUGAGGACAUCCAUGUCAAAACUCGAACUGGAACAGAGGGUGCUCGACGAUGAUGCCAGCAUUUGCGGUCCUUGCCGCGAGUCUGUUACAUGUGGGCAUUUCUGUCGCACGCGCGAAACCAGAAUCGAUGUCGAGAACUUCAACGUAGCGAACCGAGACGAGACGGUCUCUCAAGCGAAGCUGGCUCCGGACGGGAACCAUGGAGGAGAAGAACAGGAUUCGACACAUCCGUCAACGCUGGUUGCUGACGUGUCUUACUGGCCAUUGGCAUGCUCUUCCCCUGCUACUCCUUCGACCAUGCCGUGA
This is a messenger RNA of Fonsecaea nubica, 480 nucleotides long. RefSeq lists its product as hypothetical. Bases 1 to 480 code for a protein of 159 amino acids. NCBI's taxonomy places the organism in Eukaryota, Fungi, Ascomycota, Eurotiomycetes, Chaetothyriales, Herpotrichiellaceae. The record is from RefSeq and is a predicted model, not a curated record. The transcript has 2 exons.